Dioscorea cayenensis subsp. rotundata (Guinea yam) is the source of this 957-nucleotide messenger RNA. RefSeq lists its product as uncharacterized. Lineage: Eukaryota; Viridiplantae; Streptophyta; Magnoliopsida; Dioscoreales; Dioscoreaceae. The record is from RefSeq and is a predicted model, not a curated record. Bases 1 to 957 code for a protein of 318 amino acids. The transcript is spliced from 5 exons.
AUGGCUGGGAAAAAUCGUUCUUCCGUUCGUUGGGGACGAAGUAGUAUUCCUACAUCUCAAGCAGAGUCCACAGGGGCAUCUAUUACAUCUUCCGCUACUGUUGUACAGAGUGACACUGGCCCCCCUACUCCUGCUAGUACUACUACUCCUGCGCCUAUCUUUAUACCAUCUACUGUUGCUCUUACUACAACUUCUAUGCCUCCUCCUACAAGUACUACUCCAGCUACUAUUCCACCUACUACAACAACAUCCCCUUCAACUAUGUUUGAUUCUACUGAGGGUAUAUCUACAAUUGAUAGUGGCUCUUCACGACGGCUUCGUAUUUAUGUAUUGUCUGACAGGUUUGUGUCGCAUGGUCAUGCCAUUUCUAAAUUUAUUCAUGAGAAAAAUGAAGGAGAGCGUGAUAAAGAAGGAUACACAUGGUCCAAAAUUGAUAAGCACACACAUGAUUUUUAUUGGAGAGAGUUUAAGAAACAUUAUUAUUGGCCCAUAGAAGAAGAGAAUGCUAUCAAAGCAAUUUGGGAAAAAGUCUGUCGAGGUCAUUAUAGUCGGAAUUUAUGUAGGUGGCACAAGUCUUACAAGGAGACUGGUAGAAGCCUAGUAAGACACUUCAGAGGACACCUACUGCGAUUUGAUAUCUUCUGCAAGACUCAUGUGAAUAAAGAAGGCAAAGGUGUUGAUUCACGAGCACAGACGGAUGCUAUGCAGAAGAUGGUUGAGACUGCUUCUCAAACAUUACUAGAUGGCUCACAACCUUCACCACUUGAUAUGGAUGCUAUGUACUUGGAGGCUUCUGGUGGAGAAAAGAAGAAGAGAGUUUAUGGGCUUGGUUCUCAUGCAUCAAGCAUGUAUCAAGAGUCACUGUGUAGUGGUGCUACAUCAGCUCCCCCACCACCUUCAGCAUCUACAGUCCCCCCAGAGAUUGUGUCUGAGAUGGAGGGCAUGAAAAAAAAAUGA